Messenger RNA from Acipenser ruthenus (sterlet), 5991 nucleotides. RefSeq names its product adhesion G protein-coupled receptor L4-like. Gene Ontology annotation, biological process: cell surface receptor signaling pathway; adenylate cyclase-activating G protein-coupled receptor signaling pathway. Bases 73 to 2292 code for a protein of 739 amino acids. The transcript has 16 exons. Lineage: Eukaryota; Metazoa; Chordata; Actinopteri; Acipenseriformes; Acipenseridae. The record is from RefSeq and is a predicted model, not a curated record. Gene Ontology annotation, molecular function: calcium ion binding; G protein-coupled receptor activity. Gene Ontology annotation, cellular component: membrane.
AUGCAUUGAGGAAAUGGACUACGUCACCCAGCAGACCGUUUCUGUUAAAAGUGAUCCUUUCCAGUCCCAAGAAUGGAGUCCUUACUAAAGUCCCCAAUGAAACUAGCAGUUUUAGUGGCAUGGCUGUCCAGUUUGCUGGACCCUUGCAGAUUUUCCAACAUCUGUGAUACUUGCCAUAUAAAUGCAACUUGUAAAACAAUUAAUGGAUCCGAUGGCUGUUUCUGCAAAAAUGGAUUUACAGGUAAUGGGAGAACAGUUUGCAAAGAUGAUGAUGAAUGCAAAAAUGCAACCCAGUUCUGUGGAGAGUUGGCAAACUGCACAAACACUGCUGGGAGUUAUUUCUGUACAUGCAUGUCAGGUUACUCAUCACCUGAGGGGGAAGACUUUUUACCUAAUGAUGGUACCCAAUGUCAUGAUAUUGAUGAAUGCAUGGUGUCCAGCCCCUGUGGAGUCUUUGCAGAGUGCUACAACACAAAGGGAUCAUUUGACUGCUCUUGUAGAAAAGGCUACCUACCAUCCACAGGGAAGCUAUUCUUUCACCCAACAGAUGGUACUAUGUGUACAGAAAACCCUAAGAAAAACUGCCAUUUGAACAGCACAUGUGUAUCAGAGACCAUUAACAAAACACUUGAGCUGAUCAGCAGCAUUAAAGAACCACUGUAUCUGCUGGAAGAGAUAAGGAAACAGACUUCAGGGGAGCUGUCACCUGUUGAUAUGAUUUCCUAUGUUGAGGUCCUAUCACAGUCAGUGUCGUCAUUAAGUGUUAUGAAUGACACUGUCACUGACAAGGAUGCUCUUACCAAUACUACCAUCAAAACAUUUGUAAACACUGUAAACAACCUUGUCGAAAAGGAUGAACUUGAGGUUUGGAAUCAGCUAGAUCAGGAAGACAGGAAGAAAAGUGUUACAAAGCUGCUUCACACUGUGGAACAGGCGACUCUGAGCAUUUCUCACAACUUCCAGAAGAACACACAGAUGGAAGUCAAUGCAAGUGACAUAGAUCUUAAACUAUACACCUUUGAUUCACACCAAAUAAACCAUGUUCAUCCACAUGCUUAUAUAGAAGGGGAUGUUAUAAGGAUUAUACCAAAACAAAACAAAACAGUUGGUUCUAAUGGUAGCGUUGCUAUUGUUUUUCUCCGCUACGAUAGCAUUGGUUUUCUCCUUAAACCAAAUGACAUCUCUGAAGAAAUGGAUGACUUCACUCUAAACUCACAGGUUAUAGCAGGCGCUAUAAACACAAUCCCUCCCAAAAUCUACCAGCUUGACCGAGUAACUUUUACUCUUAAACAUGUGAGGCCAGUGAGUCAAGACAUUGAAACAAAGUGUGCCUUUUGGAGGUACUCUGUAGACAAUAUGAAGGGUCAUUGGUCCACAGAAGGCUGUGAACGCACUCACUUCAAUACUUCCCAUACUGGAUGCAAGUGUAAUCACCUGACGCAUUUUGCCAUUCUUAUGUCAUCAGGGGAGUCUGAUUUGAAGGCUCACUACAACAUCCUUACAAGAAUCACUCAGCUGGGAAUAAUAAUAUCUCUGAUCUGUCUGUCUAUGUGCAUAUUUACAUUUUGGUUCUUCGGUGAAAUUCAGAGCACCAGGACCACAAUUCACAAAAAUCUAUGCUGCAGUCUGUUCUUGGCUGAAUUCAUAUUUCUGGUUGGAAUAAAUAUGAACAGUAAUAAACUUCUCUGUUCCAUCAUUGCUGGACUGUUACAUUAUUUCUUCCUAUCUGCUUUUGCCUGGAUGUGUAUUGAGGGGAUCCAUCUUUACCUGAUUGUCGUUGGGGUUAUAUAUAAAAAAGGUUUCCUGCACCGAAACUUUUACAUUUUUGGCUAUGGGAGUCCUGCGGUGGUGGUUACAUUUUCUGUAACCAUGGGUUACAAAUAUUAUGGCACCAAUAAUGUGUGUUGGCUAAGCACAGAGAACAACUUUAUAUGGUGUUUUAUAGGACCAGCAUGCUUAAUUAUCCUGGUUAAUCUGUUGGCGUUUGGAGUGAUUAUUUACAAAGUAUUUCGCCAUACAGCUGUGAAAAAAACUGAAGUUAGUUGCUAUGAAAAUAUAAGGUCCUGUGCACGUGGCGCCCUGGCCCUUCUCUUUCUUCUCGGUGCUACCUGGACGUUUGGCGUCCUGCAUGUUGUCCACGACUCAGCGAUUACGGCUUAUCUCUUCACAAUCUCAAAUGCAUUUCAAGGGAUGUUCAUCUUUAUAUUUCUCUGUGUGUUAUCCAGAAAGAUCCAAGAAGAAUACUACCGAUUGUUUAAAAAUGUGCCUUGCUGUUUUGAGUGCCUUAGAUAAAAAAAAAGAACAAAAAAAUAAAAUAAAAAAAAAGCAAUGGAAACUACUGUACAUGGAAAGAUCGCUCAUUGUGUUGGAUUAAAUCAAGGACUUGGACAACAAUAUGGAUGUUGUAAUGCUUAAGGCUGUCAGAGUGCUGCAAUCCCCAUUCAUUUUAUUCUUUACUAUUUCCACGGUAUGGUGUAACACGAAACUUUGCAGACUUUAAUUUAAGGGGGAGACAUACUGGAACUAAAUAUUUUCAGACUGAUUACUUUUAAAGUUAGCAUUAUGUCAUUAUGUAGCAAAGAUUAUAUCGUAAUGAUCAGGCAACUGUUGUGUUGGUUCCUAUUAAUUUAAUUUAAAUUAAAUCUGCGGUGCAACAUAACUAGUAUUUGAAUUAGAUCGUUUGGUUUGUUUGAAAAUAACUGAAACCACCGUAUAGUUUGAUAUCUGUAAAUAUGCCUGCUGUUUCAUCACAUAAUCAUUCAGAAUUGCAGAUUUACACUGGUUUCAAUGAAAAGCUGGGCAGUGAUAUCAGAAUAAAAAGAGUAAACUUCUGACACAGAGACGUAUUUAUCAUCAUAUUUGUAAUAACUAUUAUCCCUACUUUUAUACAACUUUAUGUGACAGGUACUAGUACUGUGUAUGGCUUAUACUGUCCAUAUGUUUGAGUAGUGUUUUCUGUCACAUUACAGCAUGUUUAAUUCAAUUAAGUUUGGCUUGGCUACUGAAGGUAUAAUUCUCUGUUUUGGAAUUUAGCAUUGGCUUGUUAUCCCAAUGUGUAUUUUCUGCAUGGUCGACUUUAAAUUGGUUUCAAGGGUUUAAGUACUUACCGAAGCAGUGGUGUAGUCAAGGGUAUACGCAGGUAAACGGGGUUUACCCACUUUGAGUUUGGGAAAUAUUUCGUUUACCAACUUCUCAUAAAAGGUAUACAGAGUUUACUCACUUCUACUCUACUGUGAUAUGCAAAUCCUGGGUUAAAGACAAUAUACAGUAUUUUAACAUCAAGCGUCUGUGUUGUGUUCAGAGAAUGUGGACGGAGCGAAGCGGUGACAGUUCUGCUCACUUGCCGAUUGCAGAUGAAAAGAUGUAAUGUACAUUCAGAAAGGAAUACUAAUACUAAAAGUAAAAUAUAUAUAUAUAUAUCCCCAGCUAUUACCAGCAAAGAAAAAAGCCAACAUAAAGUGCUCAGAGAAGUUAUCUAAUUGAAUUCAAAGACGCUUUCUCAUUAUUAUUGUUUGAUAAUGAAAAAAUGCGUACAUUUCAAACUUUGCAUAUGAUUCGUAUCAAAUUAGCUUUAUACUGUUUGUAUCCAAAUAUCUCAUAGAGAGCUCAAAGCAACUCACUUUGUAGACAUUUUGUUCUUUUUUACGUUUUAAGCCAGUGUUUUUUAAAUUGAAUGUAAAACAUCGAAUUUUAAGGCAGAAACCCCCUCGAUUUGUUAAAAACCAAUUAGUUUACAUGAAGACAUUCUAAUAGUAUUAAUAUGUUUCCAGCCGCACUGCUCUGAUCCUCUUUAAACAUGUUAAUCAUGUUUUAUUUUGUGUUUUAAAUUCUAUCUGGCCUGACAUGCAGCAAUAAUAUUUAUUCAGUUGUAUGUAUGCUAUUAGUGUGUAGGCUAUAUUGUGGUCAUUCUGAGGACUUGAAAGAACUGAGUGCCUUUGCUAUUGUAUUGUGCUUGACUGUGCCUGUCAAAGGAUAACAGCGUGCCAUCCUGAGAUGUCCUGCAGUGUGUUGAUGCCAUACUUUCUAUUUUGUGGAUGAAAUAUCCUUGUUCUCCUGUUUUAAAUUAUUGUCUAAUCCUAAAAAAAUGUAAACAUUAUACCAGACAUUUAGUGUAUGCAAAAUACAAUGUAUUUUAAAUGUUUAAACAAUUUUUGUGGGGACCAGGAGAUGUGAAUAGUCAGAUUAUUUUCCCAAAUGGUUUCCUGUGGUGGGUACAUCCCGCAUUAACAUUUUUUUAAAUGCAGUAUUGCACCAAUAGCCUUGCAGUCAAAUAAUAUUUCUCAAGAACAGGCAAGGAUAGCCCCCCUAGUUUAAAGAGUGAGAGUCUCUUUUCCUUUAUUCUGGGCUGGGAACCUUCCAUAGAAAAUUAACCCAACAGUGACAGCAUAUGCUCCACUAUUAAUUCUAAUUAUUAUACUGAUUAUUGGUAGUCUAAAACUUAGUUCAAAUCUCCACAUAAUAUAAUUAUUUAAAUGCAAAUAAAGAUUUUACCAUCCAACUAACAGCAUGAUUUUUCAUGGACCUGGCUCCCCAAAUAAUAUCUAUAGAUUAAUGUCUUCAUCCUUUUAGGUGUAAAAUUGACUUCACUGGCCCUGAACCUCACUGGGGCCUGGGGUCACAAAACCCCUUGCGGGGAGGAAAAUGUGCACCAUUGCUCAGCAUUGGUUAAACCAGGGGUGUCAAACUCAGUUCCUGGAGGGCCGCAGUGUCUUCUGGUUUUCGUUCCACUGGAGCUCUCAAUUACUUAAUUGGUCUAAUUAUUUGAUUAUUAUUAUUGGACACAUUUAACACUGCUCUCCAGGUCUCAAAGUGUUUCAUAGGUCGUGUACCUUGAAUCAAGUGCAUUUAAAUCAUCAACUGUAAAAGAGCUUGAAAAAUAUGAAAUAUUUCCAAUUUAACAAAUAAUUAGAUCAAUUAUGUUAAUUGAGAGCUUAAGUUGGAAUGAAAACCAGAAGACCCUGCGGCCCUCGAAGACUGGAGUUUGACACCCCUGGGUUAAACCUAUAGAGUCCACUUACUAUUUUCUGUAGGAGUCUAACCCUGAUCAUAAUGAAUUAUAAAGUGCCAUGUCAAUCAUAUUGAAUAUAAAAGAAAAAUAAAAGCAUUUUAAAAAAAUCCAAUUCUCAAGUCUGCAAAACAUAAAAGUGCCUAAUUGUGGUUUGAAACUGGAAAAUGAGUGGUCACCAUGCACAGGCAUGAUGGGAAAUGCUGUAAAGUGACUACAUCUGUAUUAGUCACCUUUUUUAACAUAUAUUUAACAAAAAUAAAACCGCUCCAUAUACAAUUGGCUCACUCCGCUUCGCUCACACUCUGUGGGUGUUCCUGCGCGUGAGAUUGACAGCUGAGACCUCAGUCAGAACUGUGGCGCGAGCAGGGGGGCGUGACUACUGCAUGUUCUCUUUGUGUGUGUGUAUAUUCUGUGAUUGGUUGUUUAUGUUCUGUUAAUGUUUGUUGUUAGGCACGCUGGACCUGCAUGCCUAACAACAAAGAGCCUUAUUUUUAUUCUUUGAAGAGUUCCAUCUGUGUCUACUCUGAGGCGUUCCUGUAUCUGGUAGCUUCACCAGCCUAUGUAUCAUGCUGGUUUUCAUUUCAAUAUUAUUCACCUCUUGUAUCGCUGACUUUUAAAUCAAUCAAAUACACCACAGCAUUUUCUGAGAUGUUAUUGAAUAGUAGAUAGUGUUUUCUGUAGUAGACUUUUUUAUGCCAGUUUUGAAUACUGUUUGUCUCAAAAGUAAUAUUAUAAAAUGUAAUAUAAAAUGCAGAUACCAUGUACAAAACCUGUAUUCCUCAUGGUUAUAUAUUGUAAAUAAUUAUCUGUUUCACCUAAAAGCUCAAAUGCCUUUGUUUUGUACUUUACUGUUUUAAAUAUGGGUAGUAGCAUGGUAACACACAUGUUUGUAAGAGGAAGCAUAAUACCUUUUAGUGUCUGUGAACAUUUCAGGCUUAAUGAUUGUAUGUACUAUCAUGUAAAUAAAACAAAUUGAUUGUUAA